GCGAGCGAGGCGCUCAAAGUCAGCCUCGCAGACAUUGCAGCAGAGCCCCGAACUCGGGAGGCGACGGCGACCGCGGCGCAGGCGGAGGACGAGCCGGCCCCAGCCAGCCCGCGCGCACCGCCCGUGGCCUCGCGCGGCCGCAGGGCACGGCGGCCCCGGGAAGGAGGGAGCGACGCGGAUCGGCGGCCCGGGAGCCGCGGCGGCCUCGAAGUGCGUGGAUUGCAAGCUGUUGCAGAGUUGUUCUCAGGACCCAUUAUUUUAACAUUUUGGAGAAAUACAUUCAAAGGUUGACUGAGGAGGACCAGAGAAUCUGAAGACUCCAGUGACAUCAGAGCCACUUUCAACAACCUUCUCAGCUUCCUUUUCCACAUAGCCAAGGCUCAGGCUGGACAGAAGCGAUACUGGUGUGUGCCUUUGGUGAGCAACAAAAGAUGAAGAAAGAACAGUAUCUUCCCUAAGAAGCAUUUCCUGUGUGCCACUGCAUACCACGGAGUUACGCAGGGGACUUUGCGGCUGCUCCUUGCCUAGCCUGUGAUCAGUCCUGUGGUCUGCAGUGGAGUUUGCCUGCCUUUUAGCUAUCACUGCCAGAUGAUAUCGUGGUCAGAAUGUAACAGUGCAUUGCUCUCUGACUGCUAUGGAAGGUGAUCAACUGACAAUAAUUUCCUGAAGUCUGAUCUUACAGACAAGAAAACCAUCUUUAAAGUGAAUAGAAGCCAAGCCCCUGUGAGCACUUUUAUUGAACAUGACUCAUGGAGAAGAGCUUGGCUCUGAUGUGCAUCAGGAUUCUAUUGUUUUAACUUACCUAGAAGGAUUACUAAUGCAUCAGGCAGCAGGGGGAUCAGGUACUGCCGUUGACAAAAAGUCUGCUGGCCACAACGAAGAAGAGCAGAACUUUACCAUCUCUGGCAGUGCGUUUCCCACCUGUCAAAGCAAUGGUCCCGCUCUCAGUACACAUACGUACCAGGGAUCUGGCAUGCUGCAUCUCAAAAAAGCCAGACUGCUGCAGUCUUCUGAGGACUGGAAUGCGGCAAAGCGGAAGAGGCUGUCUGAUUCCAUUGUGAAUUUAAACGUAAAGAAGGAAGCUUUGCUAGCUGGCAUGGUUGACAAUGUGCCUAAAGGCAAACAGGAUAGCACAUUACUGGCCUCUUUGCUUCAGUCAUUCAGCUCUAGGCUGCAGACUGUUGCUCUGUCACAGCAAAUUAGACAGAGCCUCAAGGAGCAGGGAUAUGCCCUCAGUCAUGAUUCCUUAAAAGUGGAGAAGGAUUUAAGGUGCUACGGCGUGGCCUCAAGUCACUUAAAAACGCUGUUGAAGAAAAGCAAAACCAAGGAUCAAAAGUCAGGUGCCACCCUCCCUGAGGUAGCUCCAAACCUCAUCAGAGAUAGCUUUGUGGAGUCACCUCAUCAUGCGGGGCAGAGCGGAACAAAGGUCAUGAGUGAACCCUUGUCAUGUGCCGCAAGACUCCAGGCUGUUGCCAGCAUGGUGGAGAAAAGGGCCAGUCCUGCCACCUCCCCCAAGCCCAGUGUUGCCUGCAGCCAGUUAGCACUGCUCCUUUCGAGCGAAGCCCACCUGCAGCAGUACUCUCGGGAACAUGCUCUCAAAACACAGAGUGCACAUCAGGCAGCAAGUGAAAGACUCGCUGCCAUGGCCAGACUGCAAGAAAAUGGUCAGAAGGACAUAAGCAGCUUCCAUCUCUCCAAAGGGGCAUCUGGCCAUCUCAAUGGGCAGGCCAGAACAUCGUCAUCAUCCAGCAAGCUGGUGGCCAACAAGACUAGCCCUCCAACAUUUCAGAAUCCAGUAGGCGUUGUUCCUUCUUCCCCCAAAAAUACGGGCUAUAAGAACUCACUGGACAGAAACAACACAAAGCAAGCUGCUAAUAACAGUUUGCUUUUACAUCUUCUCAAAAGCCAGACCGUCCCCACGCCGAUGAAUGGGCACAGCCAGCAUGAGAGAGGAAGCAGUUUUGAGGAGAGUAGCACUCCCACCACCAUUGAUGAGUACUCUGACAACAAUCCCAGCUUUACAGAUGACAGCAGUGGAGACGAAAGCUCAUACUCCAAUUGUGUUCCCAUAGACCUGUCUUGCAAACACCGCAUUGAAAAACCAGAAGCCGACCGGCCUGUCUCCCUUGAGAACCUAACUCAGUCCUUGUUAAACACCUGGGAUCCAAAAGUCCCCGGUGUUGACAUCAAAGAAGAUCAAGAUACCUCAACAAAUUCCAAGCUGAAUUCACACCAGAAAGUCACACUUCUUCAGUUGCUACUUGGCCAUAAGAGUGAAGAAAAUGCUGAGAAUGCCAGCCCUCAGGAAGUCCACAGUGACGUGACUAAGUUCAGUCCGCAGAAUUACACGAGGACUUCUGUCAUCGAAAGCCCCAGUGCCAGCAGGACUACCCCAGUAAGCACUCCACCCCUGCAUGUAUCCACCAAAGGAGAGUCUCCCAUCAAUCUUUCUCAGCACUCUCUGGUCAUCAAGUGGAAUUCCCCACCAUAUGCCUGCAGUACUCCCACUUCAAAACUAACAAAUACCAUGGCUAGCCACUUGAUGGACCUCACAAAAAGCAAAGAAUCACAAGGAGAGAAACCAGCCCCCAGUGAAGGUGCACAAAACUCAGCAACGUUCAGUGCCAGUAAACUGUUACAAAAUUUGGCACAGUGUGGAAUGCAGUCUUCCUUGCCCACAGAAGAACAGAGACCCAGCAAACAGCUCUUAAGUGGAAAUACAGAUAAACCUCUCGGUAUGAUUGAUAGAUUAAAUAGCCCUAUGCUCUCAAAUAAAACAAAUGCACUUGAAGACAACAAAGCCUUCAGCAAUCAACCAGCAGGACCUGAACCAGGGCUUCCUGGUUGUGAGAUAGAAAAUCUCCUAGAAAGACGCACUGUCCUCCAGUUGCUCCUGGGAAACUCCAACAAAGGGAAGAGCGAGAAGAAAGAGAGGAUUCCUUUGAGAGAUGGAGCUAUUCAGGAGCAUUCAGAUAAAGCUGGAAGUGAGCAGAUACUGACGGUGAAAAUCAAAUCUGAGCCUUGCGAUGACUUUCAGAUUCACAACCCGAAUGUGCAUUUAAACCAUGAUAGCAAGAGCACCCCGUUCUUAGGUGUGACUCCCACCGUGCAGAGGGGCACGACAGCCUUACCAGUGUGUGAAGACUUCAAAUCAGAGCCCGCUUCACCUCAGGAUUUUUCUUUCUCAAAGAACGGUCUGUUAAGUAGAUUGCUGAGACAGAAUCAAGAGAGUUACCCAGCAGAUGACCAGGACAAGAGUCACAGAAAUAAUGAGUUGACACCCCUGGAAUCAAAGAACUUUUGCAUGGUCCCUAAGAAAAGGAAGCUUUAUACAGAACAACUAGAAAAUCCAUUUAAAAAGAUGAAAAAUAGUGCUGUAGAUACUGCCAAUAAUCACAGUGCCCCGGAAGUACUCUAUGGGUCGUUGCUUAAUCAGGAAGAGCUGAAAUUUAGCAGAAAUGAUCUUGAAUAUAAGUAUCCUGCUGGACAUGGUUCCACCAGUGAUAGUGAAAAUAGAAGUUGGGCCAGAGAGAGCAAAAGCUUCAAUGUUUUGAAACAGCUGCUUCUCUCAGAGAACUGUGUGCGAGAUCUGUCCCCACACCGGAGUAACUCUGUCAUCGACAAUAAAAAGAAAGGACACAAAAACAAUGUGCUCAAUAGCAAAAAAGAAGAAUUCAGCAUUUCUUCUUUAAAUGGACUGAUGUAUAGUUCCCCUCAGCCUGGCAGUUGUGUGGAUAAUAGGACAUUUUCAUACCCAGGAGUGGUAAAAACUCCUCUGAGCCCUCCUUUCCCAGAGCACUUGGGCUGUGUGGGGUCCAGACCAGAACCGGGCCUUUUGAAUGGGUGUUCCAUGCCCAUGCCCAGCGAGAAGGGACCCAUUAAGUGGGUCAUCACAGAUAUGGAUAAGAGUGAGUAUGAAAAAGACUCCCCAAGACUGACCAAAACUAACCCAAUACUCUAUUACAUGCUCCAGAAAGGAGGCAGCUCUGUUACCAAUCAAGAAACACAGGACAAAGAAAUCUGGAGGGAGCCUUCGUCUGCCGAGGGCAUCUCACAGGUUACAGUCAAAGAAGAGUUCCUUUCUGCUGCAGAAACUAAAGCGUCUUUCUUUAAUCUAAGAAGCCCUUACAAUAGCCAUAUGGGAAAUAACGCUUCUCGCCCACACAGUACAAAUGGAGAAGUUUAUGGACUUCUGGGAAACGUCCUCACAAUAAAAAAAGAGUCAGAAUAAUGUAUACCUGCCAUACCAUUUUGGAUCUUUUUUUAAAAUUAAUCAGUAUGAACUUGAGAUCUGUAUAAAUAAGAGCAUGAUUUGAGAAAAGCAUGGUAUAAUUGAAACUUCUUCAUUUUGAAAGUAUUGGUUAUUGGUGAUGUUUAAAUAUGCAUACUAAUUUUUGCCUAACAUUAGAUGUCAUGAGGAAACUACUGAAGUAGAAGUUGGUUGUUUAAUACUUCUGUAUGCAUCAGAUAACAACUGUGAGUAGCCUACGAAUGAAACAGUUUUAUAAUAGUAAAUAAGAGGCAUACAUUAAAAUGCAAAUCUCCAUCAAUAGUGGAUUGAUGCAAUUUGCUGUUGUUAUUAGGGUACUUCAUUUUCGCAUCUCAGAAGUCAGCCUACAUACAUGUUUUUAAACUCCAAAUUGUUACCUGUUUGAAAGAUAAUCAAAUUAAGAAAAAACCAGAAGCCUUGGGCUGAUUCACACCUCUCAGUUCAAAAGUAAGAAAAAGUAAUGCUUACAUUUUUCACUUUUGCUAAAUGAAAAUUCUUUUUAACUCUUGGAAGGGGUUUUGCGGUCCCCAAUGUGUCUGCUCCACCCCAGACCUUUUCAAUAUAUAUUUCUUUAAACCUUGUACUAUUUAGUAAAAAUUGAUUAUAACAGAGGGGAGUUUAAUAUCCUUAAAAGGCAGAUUUCCAUUUUUUUAUAUUUUGACUACUUUACUAAAUUAAUACUCCUCCUUUUACAAAAUUAGGGACGGUAAUAUUCAUCUUCAGGCAGUUUCCUGAAUAAUUGACUACUUAGAAAUAGUUUUUAAAAAAAGCAAGCAUGGAUUUUCUUUAGGUGGUUUUCACCAUGUCUGGUGAAAGUUAAUUCUCAUCAUUCCUGUGGUACCUGUAAGUCUUAUGACCAGGAUUUCUUAAUUCUGGACACAGAAACUGCAUUAGCACUAUCUAGAGCAGUUGUGUAAAAUGCAGAUUCAUAGGCAACAUCUCAGGUCUACAGAACGGGUCUGUGAGUGGACCUAGGAGUCUCUGCCUAUAUCCUGACAUGUUCUGUAUGUGUUUCUUCUGCAUACUGAUGUUUGAAAACCAUGCCAUAUGACUUUUCCAGAACAUAGGACUUUAAAGAAACUAUUGAUGCCUAUUUUUUUCCCCAGCACAGUCACCCAUCCACUCAAAAUUUGCAAUAUUGUAAUUCCUAUAUUGCUGUUAUAUCUUUGGAAAUCGGGUUCAGAAUACUUUUUAUGACAAAAAAAAAAAAUGGGUAGAAGGGACAACUUUCCUAACUGGGUCAACAUCUCAGGAAAAUCUGUGAUUAUUUAUUUGUUCUAAUUAGUAACAUUGACUUAAUUAGCCUUAGAGGUGGAAUAACAGGGCCACUUAGCAAACUCAGGUGAUCCCAGGAUGGUUGGGAAACUUCUCUCGAAUACAUCCUUAACCUUCUAUCCAAACCAUCCUUUGCACAGCAGUGCUUCUGAAGCUAGCAGAUUCAACCCAAGGAAGGUAUCAAACUCAGAUUACCUGACACCAAAUCAAAGGGCACUCAUUAUCCAUAACAGGACCUACGCCUCACUUUACAGGAUCGAUUUAUUAGAAACAGGCAUUAAAUGUAAACACUGAUACUGUCUUGGAAGACUUAAUAUCUAAUUGAGCCAGGUGGAAUUUCAACCUUGAAGCAAGUUGGUUUUUAAGUUCAGUUUUUAUAGCCCACAGUUCAUCCACCAGACAAUGUUUUGUUUUCAAUGUUGAGCCAGGUUAGCAACCGACUUACCAAAAGAAAAAAGAAAAAAAUAUUGGGUACUCAGCAAUUAGGUAGGAAGAAGUUUAUUUGAAGUUGUACGUACUUGAAAUUGUUUCUAAGAUUUUUUUAUAUCAAAAAAUGGACAUUAUUUCUUAAUUAUCUAAAAUUCUAAAUGAUUAUUUUUUUCUCAAGCUGAUUUGUAAAUAGUUAAUGGAUAUGCUAUAUGGUGAUCGGAGUGUAUAUUACGCUAUGUCAGAGAAAGGAGAAGGCAUAUAUUUAGUUUGCUAUGAAAACUUCCACUGGCCAGUGAAGAUCUUUUACUCCAUGUCCAUACUGUGACAAUCUCCUUGUCUACACUAUAUCAAUAAGCUUUACACUAAGUCAUUUUUCUUGGUCAUUGUGAAAGGGCUGGAGCCUUAGAAAUUUACUGUAGGAUGCUAAUGCUUGUCCUCAGUUGGAGGCAGUAGGCAUCUUGAGUGGCACAUAGGUCAGGAAAACAUCCAGAGCCAGCAUUGCUUUGCUUUGUUUUGUUUGUUUUGUUUUGUUUUUUGUUGGAAUGAGAAUAUGUAAUUCAGAAAUAAAUAUGACUAUAAAGAAUGCUGUUCUGACUUACUAAAGUAUAUCCCCCACAUUGAGUUUAAAGAAAUAUUAGAGAAGAGAAAGGGCAUACACCCACAAAUUCACUUUGUUUGCAUAUGUAGAUUCAAAUAUGCACACAUACACAUUUUCAAGGAGUAUUUUCGAUAUCUAGUUGGUUUCUUCCUAAUAAAGUCAUUUGUGAAUGGGUACUACAGCUCUCAUUGACAUCAGUAAGGUAGCAUUACCUGUUUAUUCUCUGUUACAUCUUAACAGAAGAAUAAACUGGUGAGAAUAUAUAUUUUCUAUAUAUAUAUAUAUAUAUAAUGUGUAUAUAUAUAUAUAUUGACUUGUUACAUGAAGAUGUUAAAAUUGGUUUUUAAAGGUGAUGUAAAUAGUGAUUUCCUUAAUGAAAAAAAAAACAUAUUUUGUAUUGUUCUAAUGCAACAGAAAAACAUUUUAAUUUCUUUGGUUCCUGUAUAUUCCAUGUAUUAAGUGUAAAUAUAAUCAGACAGGCUUAAAAAAUGUGCAUGUAUGUAUACAGUUGCAAGUCUGGACAAAUGUAUAAAAUAAACCUUUUAUUUAAGUUGUGAUUCCCUGCUGCAUGAAGCGUGCAUGGGGAGCCCUGUGCAUCUGUGCACUUGACAAAGAUGUCUUCACAAGUCAGAUCAGACGUCCAUCCCAACAUGACAGUAUUCCGUUUCUGGACAUGACCUCUGUGGCUUAUGCUUUGUGAGAGAACAUGCUUUCAAUCCAAUGGUCUUAAUUUUCUUUUUUAAUCAACCACUUUUCAACAUAGAAUUCACACGCCAACUUCACAGAUCUGAAAAUCCCACUGGAAGCGUAACCAGGAAUAGUCCAGUGUUCCUCAAUGCUGGAGCACAGGCACGUUACCAUUCAUGGUAACAAUGUUGGCACUUACAGCCAGUUUUGAUGCAAUCUGCUUAGUGAUAUAAUUUGCCAUUUUUAUUAUUAAAUUUGAUUUCUUUAUGUGAUGUCAUGAAUUGUACAUACUGCAGUGUGAAUUUUUUGUUUUUUUAAAUCUUUUAGUGUUUACUUCCUGCAGUGAAUUUGAAUAAAUGAGAAAAAAAAUGCAUUGUCUCUAA
Psammomys obesus (fat sand rat) is the source of this 7642-nucleotide messenger RNA. RefSeq names its product nuclear receptor interacting protein 1 (gene Nrip1). Lineage: Eukaryota; Metazoa; Chordata; Mammalia; Rodentia; Muridae. Gene Ontology annotation, cellular component: nucleus. The record is from RefSeq and is a predicted model, not a curated record. Bases 743 to 4231 code for a protein of 1162 amino acids. The transcript is spliced from 4 exons. Gene Ontology annotation, molecular function: transcription coregulator activity; signaling receptor binding. Gene Ontology annotation, biological process: regulation of transcription by RNA polymerase II.